AAUCUUUUCUGAUUGCAUCCGGCGCUCCUGGACUUUCUCGACUUACAGACAGUGUGCGUGUCUAAAGGCGGCAACGUUUGAUCUUGAGUGUGACAUGGCCACAAAAACCUUGACAGUUCCAGUUGCCCCAGGUAGUUCAUGUAAUGGAGCUCUCAAUUCAAGACAACUGGUUCAACUAACCGUUCUCUAUCCACAAGGGGGAAUUAUAGGAUGGAAAAAACGAACGUUAUACAUUCUUCUUAUUCUCUUGGUUUCUGUCGUUGUCAUUAAUAUGACCCUAAUACUAUGGAUAAUCAAAAUUCUGGACCUAACUUCGGAAGGCCCUGGAAAAAUACGCCUUUUGGAUAAAGGUCUACAGUUAUAUAGUACAGUUGAAUUCUUGGAUUCAUUGAGUGGAAAAUAUAUAAUUGUUGACCCUAGUCAGCCAUUGAAAAUCGAAUCUGAUCGAAAUGUUUCCAUGCAAGCACGGAAUAGUAGAGGAUUCAUUACAAAUAUCCUAAGUUUAGGAGAAGCCGGUUUACAAGCUAUUGGAAACUAUUUCAUCAUCCGAGACCCAUCCGAUAAUGUACUGUUGCAGGUGGACUCUCAUGAUAUGGUGGUUUCAGCCAAUCACAUGGUAGUAUCUGAAUCUGGAGGAUUUCGCUUGGAUGGUUCAUUAGAAACGCCUUUAGCUAGGGGAAGUGCAACAAAAGACCUUCGUUUAGAGUCACUUCUGAAGAAAGUGAAAAUUCGUAGUGAAGGAAAAGUGCAAGUGAAUUCACCAGCUGGAGGAAUAUCUGUUUCUGGUCUGAAAGAUAUGAAUCUUAAAUCAACAGGCGGAAGAGUGGUGAUUGAUAGCAGCCGAUUAGAAAUGAAGAAUCUAAAACUCUCACGCAGAACCCCAAACGACAGAAGCCUUCAAGAUGUUUACCAGGUGUGCAUGUGUGACAACGGCCGGCUUUUCUUAGCACACAGAGAAGGUUAUUGCCAAAUUCAAGAAUCUGUUUGCAAAGAUACUGCACAAGAUAGAUAUCGAUUGCGCGAUACAAGAUCUAGAGAAUGCAAUGGGUGGNAUGUUUGA
Molecule: messenger RNA, 1060 nt
Organism: Parasteatoda tepidariorum (common house spider)
Lineage: Eukaryota; Metazoa; Arthropoda; Arachnida; Araneae; Theridiidae
Product: delta-sarcoglycan
Cellular component (GO): sarcoglycan complex; membrane
Source: RefSeq, a predicted model, not a curated record